ACAAGAUUCAGUGAAUCACUUCCGCGUGACGUUCUACGAAUGGAGAUUAUAAAGAAGACUUUUUUUCGAAGAGUCGCACCAACUGCAGAGGAUACAUUCCAAACGAGAUAAGUAACAGAUGUCGCUACCAGUGAUUCGUUUGGCAUGUAUGUAUAUACAUAACUAGAAAUGAAAUAACACGAUUGUAUGUAUGUACUGCGCAUGUUACCUGUGUUUUCUAUUGGAUGAUUAAUCUAUCCACGUGCCAAUGGAUGCCGACUAGAAGAGCUUUACUAAUCGUCCCUUAAAAUUGAAUAAUUGACAGAAAAAAUGGUAAUCGUAAUUGGAUUCGAAGGGAGUGCAAAUAAAUUGGGUGUUGGGAUUAUUCAAGAUGAAAAUGUUUUGUCAAAUGUACGACAUACUUAUAUUACUCCACCAGGCGAAGGAUUUUUACCUCGUGAAACUGCGCAACACCACAGAGAACAUGUCCUUGUCGUUUUACAAAAAGCACUGAACGAUGCUAAAAUAACUUUAAAAGAUGUGGAUGUGAUAUGCUAUACAAAAGGACCAGGAAUGGGAGCACCGUUGACAAUUACUGCGUUGGUAGCAAGAACAAUUGCUCAAUUAUAUAAUAAGCCAAUCGUUGCAGUAAAUCAUUGUAUUGGUCAUAUUGAAAUGGGACGAUUAAUUACUGGAAGUAUAAAUCCUAUUGUUUUGUAUGUUUCUGGUGGAAAUACGCAGAUUAUCGCAUAUUCUCAACAGAAAUAUCGUAUUUUUGGCGAAACAAUAGAUAUCGCUGUUGGAAACUGUUUAGACCGUUUCGCAAGGCUAUUAAAGCUAUCAAAUGAUCCUAGUCCUGGUUAUAAUAUAGAACAGUUAGCAAAAAAAGGGAAUAAAUUAGCUCCAUUGCCUUAUGUAGUAAAAGGAAUGGAUGUAUCUUUUUCGGGAAUUUUAAGUUAUAUAGAGGAACAUCAUUCUUCUUGGCUUGAGUCCAAAGAAUUUACUCCCGAAGAUUUAUGUUUUUCUUUGCAAGAAACAGUGUUUGCCAUGCUUGUUGAAAUAACAGAAAGAGCAAUGGCCCAUGUGAAGUCAUCCGAGGUAUUAAUUGUUGGUGGUGUAGGAUGUAAUAAACGAUUACAAGAUAUGAUGGAAACUAUGUGUAAAGAGAGAAAUGCAAUACUUUAUGCUACAGAUGAGCGAUUUUGUAUAGAUAACGGUGUAAUGAUUGCUGUAGCUGGGUUACUUCAGUACAAAAGCAAUGGGCAUACACCAUGGAUAGAAACAACUUGUGUACAAAGAUAUCGAACGGAUGAUGUACAUAUUUCUUGGAGAGAAUAAAUGAGUUUUAUAUAAAAUCAUUUGUUACAAUAAUGAAUAAAAGUAUUUUUUAAAUAUUCA
This is a messenger RNA of Osmia lignaria (orchard mason bee), 1377 nucleotides long. It is a transcript of the gene Tcs3, whose product is annotated as Probable tRNA N6-adenosine threonylcarbamoyltransferase Tcs3. NCBI's taxonomy places the organism in Eukaryota, Metazoa, Arthropoda, Insecta, Hymenoptera, Megachilidae. Gene Ontology annotation, biological process: tRNA threonylcarbamoyladenosine modification. Gene Ontology annotation, cellular component: cytoplasm; EKC/KEOPS complex. The record is from RefSeq and is a predicted model, not a curated record.